AAACUUAGAGUUCUAUAUAAAGAGCAUAGAUCAAUAACACAACUAUUUAUUGUUUACAUCACUUGUCUUCUUUCUUUCGUAAUUUCACGAUGAUGAUGACGCCCACCGUUAAGAAAAGCAUCGCCAUUAGGUCUGUCGAGUUAUACGGAAACGCGCUUUCUCGUCCUCGUUUCUUCGUCAAUCCUCAGUUCCGUCUCCAAGGACGAAUCGAAGGUGACGUCGGCAAGCUCCGAGCACAGCUCGAGAGUUCCAGCGCUGGAGACUCCGAGAAGAAGAAGAAGAAGAAGAAGAGGUGUGGUUGUGAUUCUCCUCCUCCUCCCGCGUCUCCGGUUGCGGUGAAACGAAGGAGGUACUUUUAUCUGAACGACGAUAAUGAUGAGGGGGAAGAUGAAGGCGCGGAGAGAAUCAUCAGAAACCUAUCUGAUGAUUUUGAUGAGGAGGAGGAAGAUGAAGGCGUGGUGGCGAGGAUCAUCAGAAACCUAUCUGAUGAUUUUGAUAGAGUCGGUGGAGAGAGCAAAUUCAUUAAGAAAUCGAUUGAAUCGGCGGGAAAGAGAUUGAAGGAGAAGAAGAAGAGCCUAAGGGUUGAGGAAACAAGUUCAACAACUAGGGCGUCGUCUCCAAGAUUGACGAAGCCUCUAUGUUUUAGAUAAUUCAUUAAAAAAAAUUGUAACUUCUUAUUAGUUUCUUGAUUCUUUAUAAAUAUUAAUUUCUCUGCU
This is a messenger RNA of Raphanus sativus (radish), 716 nucleotides long. RefSeq lists its product as uncharacterized. The record is from RefSeq and is a predicted model, not a curated record. The coding region runs from base 90 to 650 and encodes 186 amino acids. The transcript has a single exon. Lineage: Eukaryota; Viridiplantae; Streptophyta; Magnoliopsida; Brassicales; Brassicaceae.